AUGGUAGGUUUUGUGAGGCUGUUGCUGCCCCCACGCCGCAUUCUUCUCGCUCCCCACCCGGUGGUUGUGAAGUUGGGAGGCGAGACCCCGCGGAGGGUUGGGAGUUUGCGUGCAGCCAGAGCAGUAGGCCUGGGCGGCCCCGGCUCUCCUCGCGUUCAGCCGCCGAGAAAAAGGUUCACGCACGUAGUGCGUAGGCUGGGUUCGUGGGGAAAGAGGCGCUUCCCUGGCACGCCCCGCUUCCCUGUGUCUCCUGGGAGAGGCGGGCUGCCCCAGUUUACUGAAGGUCACCUCUGCACCACCACUUCCUCUGACAGGGAAGAACAAAUAACAUCUAGAGCAUUAGUUUAUGGAAAUAAAUGUUCUCUAGGUUGUCAAAGAAAUGCUUUUACAUUUCUUCAUUUAUCUUGGAAGGAGUCCAAAACUACCUACUUGGAAGACCUUCCACCACUCCCUGAGUAUGAGCUGGCUCCAUCCAAGUUAGGAGAGGAAGUGGAUGAUGUUUAUCUCAUUCGAGCUCAAGGAUUGCCCUGGUCAUGUACUGUGGAAGAUGUGCUUAAUUUUUUCUCAGACUGCAGGGUCCGCAACGGUGAGAAUGGAAUACAUUUCCUCUUAAAUAGAGAUGGGAAACGAAGGGGUGAUGCCUUAAUUGAAAUGGAGUCAGAGCAGGAUGUGCAGAAAGCUUUAGAAAAGCACCGCAUGUACAUGGGUCAGCGGUAUGUGGAAGUAUAUGAGAUAAACAAUGAAGAUGUGGAUGCCUUAAUGAAGAGCCUGCAGGUCAAACCUUCACCUGUGGUAAAUGAUGGUGUGGUUCGUUUGAGAGGACUUCCUUACAGUUGCAAUGAGAAAGACAUUGUAGACUUCUUUGCAGGACUGAAUAUAGUAGACAUUACAUUUGUCAUGGACUAUAGAGGGAGAAGAAAAACAGGGGAAGCCUAUGUGCAGUUUGAAGAACCAGAAAUGGCCGACCAAGCCCUGUUGAAACACAGGGAAGAAAUUGGUAACCGAUAUAUAGAGAUAUUUCCAAGCAGAAGGAAUGAAGUUCGAACACAUGUUGGUUCUCAUAAGGGAAAGAAAAUGGCAUCUUCUCCUACUGCUAAGUAUAUAACUGAGCCAGAA
Messenger RNA from Trichechus manatus latirostris (Florida manatee), 1116 nucleotides. RefSeq names its product G-rich sequence factor 1-like. The annotation marks the transcript as partial. The record is from RefSeq and is a predicted model, not a curated record. Gene Ontology annotation, cellular component: ribonucleoprotein complex. Gene Ontology annotation, molecular function: RNA binding. NCBI's taxonomy places the organism in Eukaryota, Metazoa, Chordata, Mammalia, Sirenia, Trichechidae. The transcript is spliced from 6 exons.